This is a messenger RNA of Jatropha curcas, 4699 nucleotides long. RefSeq names its product Tetratricopeptide repeat (TPR)-like superfamily protein. Gene Ontology annotation, biological process: RNA modification. Gene Ontology annotation, molecular function: RNA binding; protein binding. Lineage: Eukaryota; Viridiplantae; Streptophyta; Magnoliopsida; Malpighiales; Euphorbiaceae. The record is from RefSeq and is a predicted model, not a curated record.
UGUCAGAACGUUAAUUGCUCGUUAUUAACAUUCCGGAUUGGACUGUAUGCUCCGGCGCUCGGCGGAUUAAUUUUGUUUUCUAGUUUUUUUGGUUACACUGAUUCCUAUUUUUAUUUUACACUGAAUCAUCAGAUCCUUUUUCUUUACAAGGCCACCCAUUUUUCUGUUUCGGACAUUUUGAACCACGUCUUACAUUUUCAAAUUUUCAUUUGUAAAACAACUUCUAUUUCAAAAUAUCCCAAUUUCCAUUGCCUCUUUUUUUCAUCAAGUCUACCGACUACAUGCGCCAGCAGUAAAUUUAGCUACCUUUGCAAUUUGGAUUUUCACCUAGACAUGUGAAACGCUGCACGCUCAUCUUUCCUAAACAACAUUUUGUGCUAAAAGGUGGCGAAAUUUGCUCCUAGUUUUGCUACAAAGCUCCCUCAUAGAAUUCUUGAAGAUAAGUUUAUCUCACUCUUACAGUCAUGUAAGACCACCAAUCAUCUUCAGCAAAUCCAUUACCAGAUCAUUACUCAAGGUUUUGAAUACAAUGACUACAUCAUGCCAAAGUUUAUCACUGCAUGCGCAUUGCUCAAGGAAAUGCAAUAUGCCCAAAAAGUGUUCGAUCAAAUUCCUCACCCAAAUGUCUCCAACUGGAAUGCAAUGUUUAAAGGCUAUGCCCAAAACGAAUUUCACAGGAAAGUUAUUGUCUUGUUUAGUCAAAUGAAGAGUAUGGAUAUAAUGCCUAACUGCUUCACAUUUCCAAUGGUUCUUAAAUCUUGUGUAAAGAUUAAUGCAUUGAUAGAAGGUGAAGAAUUGCAUUGUUUUGUGACAAAGAGUGGAUUUAGAGCCAACUCAUUUGUGGGUACUACAUUGAUUGAUUUGUAUUCUGGAGGAGGAGCGAUAGGAGCGGCUUAUAGAGUGUUUGGUGAGAUGCUGGAGAGAAAUGUGGUUGCUUGGACUUCAAUGGUUCGUGGUUUUAUAUUCUGCAAUGAUAUAGAAACUGCACGUCGCCUUUUUGAUUUGGCCCCUGAACGUGAUAUUGUGCUAUGGAAUACUGUGGUUUCAGGUUACAUUGAGAUAGGGGAUAUGGAAAAAGCACAUGAGCUUUUCAAUAAGAUGCCAAAUAAAGAUAUUAUGUCUUGGAACACAAUUUUGAAUGGUUACGCCAACAAGGGUGAUGUGGACGCUUGUCAGAGACUGUUUGAGGAGAUGCCUGAAAGGAAUAUCUUUUCAUGGAACGGAUUGAUUGGAGGUUAUGCACGUAAUGGGCAUUUUUUUGAAGUAUUAAUUUCUUUUAAGAGGAUGUUAAUUGAUGGUAAUGUGAUUCCUAAUGAUGCAACGUUUGUGACUGUGUUAUCGGCCUGUUCAAGAUUGGGUGCUCUUGAUUUGGGCAAUUGGGUGCAUGUGUAUGCUUGGGGUCAUGGAUAUAAGGGAAAUGUAUAUGUCGGGAAUGCUUUGAUGGACAUGUAUGCAAAAUGUGGUGUUGUAGAAAAUGCAAUCGAUGUUUUUAAAAGCAUGGUUAAGAAAGAUUUGAUUAGCUGGAACACCAUGGUUGGUGGGUUAGCAGUGCAUGGGCGUGGAGCUGAUGCUUUAAGUUUGUUUUCUCAAAUGAAAAAUUCUGGACAAAAGCCAGACGGAAUCACCUUCUUAGGUGUUCUGUGUGCUUGCACACACAUGGGUUUGAUUGAGGAUGGCUUUUCAUAUUUCCAAUCAAUGGUUGAUGACUAUUCAAUUCCACCUCAAAUAGAGCAUUAUGGUUGUAUGGUUGAUCUGCUUGCAAGAGCUGGCCUUUUACCUCAGGCUAUGGAUUUUGUCAAAAAGAUGCCCAUGGAACCAGAUGCUGUUAUUUGGGCUUCUUUGCUCGGGGCAUGUAGGGUUUAUAAAAAUGUUGAAUUGGCUGAAUUGGCACUUGAAAAACUCGUUAAAUUUGAGCCAAAGAACCCUGCAAACUAUGUGAUGCUUUCAAACAUAUAUGGCGAUCUUGGAAGAUGGAAAGAUGUUGCACGAUUAAAAGUUGCAAUGAGGGAUACUGGGUUCAAAAAAUUACCAGGUUGUAGCUUAAUUGAGAUCAAUGACGGUGUUUUUGAGUUUUAUUCUCUAGAUGAGAGGUUGCCUGAGAGUGAGUUAAUAUAUGAAACCUUAAAGGGCUUGACAAAAUUGUUAAGAUCAUCCGGAUAUGUACCAGAUCUUAUGGAGCUUGGGAAUAAAAGAUGAAGAUAGAAGGUAUAUACUGUCAAAGGUGUUGGAAACGUGAUGAAGCUGCUACCUAUGAGACACCUUCAUCAAACCUGACUGUAGUGAGCUUUUGUGAACCACGGUGAAUGCACCUCCCUUUUCAAGUCAAGGUCAAACCAUUCACAUCCAUGCAUCUAAAAUGGUAUUCCUUACUCUAUUUGGCUUAGCAAGUUACGAACAGCACCUUGCAUCACUGUGAACAGAAGUGUCAUCGCUAGAUUUGAAUCCAGAAAAUGUCAAAUUUUUCGAAGGCUUAGCUCUCCUGACUUGUAAUUUUCUUCACAAAUUGAGGUCGACAGCCUGGCUAGGAACAUAUUUAAUUAGAAGAAAACUCAUGUUUCUUUUCAACAAGCGAAAGCUCUUUUGCAUUUGAGAGAUUUGUACCUUAACUUGUAUUUAUAUGGAAUUCAUCCCUCCACAUUUUAGCUGGAUGUUAUGCAUUUGUGAGUUAUUUUCACCUAAUGUAUUACACUACUAGCUUUUUAUGUUUGUGGACUUAAACGAUUUCUUUAUAUUUUAUGUAAAUAUAAAAUAUAUCAUGCAUUUUAUACUUUAUUUAUAUUUUAUGAAAAUACAUCCUGCAUUAAAUUAAUAAGCCAAUUGUCUGAUGUUUAUCUUAUAGUUCAAAAAAAGUCAAAUUUAAAAUCAUUAUCCUUUGAAUAAAAGGGAAAAUACUUUUAAAUAAAAUGAUAUUAGUAUGACAGGUCUUUUGGUUUGAAAGAUACAUGGAUUAUAUUCAAAUUGUCAAACUCUGCCAUUUGUAUAAAUGUAUGUGUAAGUUAAUUUUGAUACGGUUGUUAAAAAAGAGAGAGCAUAGGGGCUGAAUAGCAGCUGUAGAUCGUGACUUUUGUGGGAAAGUUGUGGCUUUGCUGGUUCACCCAAUUUCUCAUGUCACUGAUCCUUUGUCUUGAAGCAAUUAGUCCAAGAGAGGCAUUGUCUUUGCAUAUAAAUGGGGCUGUUAGCAGAUAUUUUUUUGGAAAGCGAUUCUCAUCUUGUUAUUCAAGCAGCAAGGGAUGAGACUCAACCUGCAUCAAGAGUUUUCUUCAUUGUUAGUUCAAUUUGUAUUUGCUAAAUGGGAAUGUAAUUAUGUUGCCCAUAGUUGGCAAGAAAAGCCCUUGAUGUUUCUCUCUGUUUGAAUCUCUAUGCUCAGAGUUGUUGGAUUAAAGAUUCUCUUCACCUCUCUUUGUUUCUCUCUGUUUGUUAAUGCUUUUGUUUUUUUUCCCCCAAAGAAAGAGAAAUAAACAACUGCUUCCCUUUGCAUAAUUGAUGGUGUUUUACUUCCUUCGCGUUGUGACCUUCAAGCAAAUUGAUGAUGUUGAUAAGGAAAAGUACUAGUCUCAGUGACACUUGCUUGGUUCAUAAACUAAGAGAACUGAAUUUGUGGCUUUUGUUGCUAUAUUUUGAUUAUUUGAGACAGUUAAUAUGCUUGCUGUUAAUGUAAUGAGGCUUUUUUGUUUUCAAGAACUCUUUUUGGAUUUUCUGUUGAGCUUAGAGUAUAUAAUAAUUUCUUGGUUCUGGGUGGCUCGAAUUUCUUUCUUGGUUUUUCAUAAUUUGCUUACUGUUUUUCUAUUUUCUGGUUGGACACUUUAUUGAGACUUCUGUGUCUUUGUCUUCCUUUCUUUAAGCAAAAAUUUCAGGUGACCAUAAACUUCUACUUUUCCUUCACUUUAAUGUGUUUCUAAUAUUGAAUUUUAUUGGGUUUAAGCCAAUAUUGUCAUUUGCCUCUAAAAAGAUUGUUGGCUAUCAAUUAGUUAUUAAUUUUGAUCAGCAAAUGUCUGUGUUUUUGCGUAGCAGAACGGAAGCUUAAGGCUUCAAGUUUGCACCUUUAUUUCUGAGGGUUAAUUUCAAUUCCUUACAAUGCUAUCUACAAAUCUGAAUCUGAAGCAGAAUGGAAGCUUAAGGCUUCAAAUUUGCACCUUUAUUUUUGGGGGAUUAAUAGCUAUUCUUUACAAUGCCCACAAAAUCUGAAUCUGAUUUUACAAGCUUAGCCCCAUCAUCAACUUCAAGAUCUCCAAAGCACCCUGUGUAUUAUAUGCAAAGCCCUUCGAAGGAUUCACAUGAUCGGGACAAGUCCUCUUCAAUUCAACCAAGUCCAAUGGAGUCACCUUUACAACCCAUUUCCGACACCAUUGAGGAAACUCAUCUGCUAGUAGGUUUUCAAGUGCAUUUGGGUCCUCUUCGGUGAGGACAAAAGAAAUGUUGAAAGGGUGGAAUGAGAAAGGGUAGUCUGAAUGUAACAUAAUCAUGGAAGAUAAAGCAUUUACUAAGCGGUUUCAGGCCUUGAUUGCUUUGAAUAGUUUUUAUAAUCUUAUUUACUGUGUUUUACUUGAUUAUAUGGGGGACUAACAGGCCUUAUUAGGCAGAGAUUACUGUCUAGGUAUGCCAAUCUUUUCUUUCAUUUUAUUUUUGUGCAACAUUUAUUUAAUAUGCUCAUUAGAUUAUAUAUUCUGUUGAAGAUAAUUGAAUAGUGAAUUAUGGCUAA